UUCUCUAAUCUCUGCGUACUAUUGUAGUUGGUGAUUUCGUGGUCAUGUCUUUCUAAUUUUUAUGAUAUUAUGUCCGAUUUUUCGCUGUGAUAAAUCUAAGUGAAGUGAUUCGGCAUGUUUCGAGGCAGCAAAUUGAUCGCUCUCUCCCUGGGGCUGCUGAUAUUCGCCCUAGCCGGAGCCCGAGCAGAAGAUGAAAUCAUUGAGGAGAAAACAAUCGAUAUUGAUCUAGGUGCAAGCAGGGAAGGAUCAAGAACUGAUGCUGAAGUCGUUCAAAGGGAAGAAGAAAGAAUUCUGAUUGAUGGCUUGAAUGUUGCGCAACUGCGAGAGUUGAAGGAGAAAGCAGAAAAGCAAACUUUCCAAGCUGAAGUCAAUCGAAUGAUGAAAUUGAUCAUCAACUCUUUGUACAGGAACAAAGAAAUCUUCUUGAGGGAGUUGAUAUCUAAUGCAUCCGAUGCGCUAGAUAAAAUUCGACUUCUGUCUCUCACAGAUCCAGGUGUUUUAGACACAAACUCAGAGCUUGCGAUCCGGAUAAAGGCUGACAAGGAUAACAAAGUCCUCCACAUAACAGAUACUGGUAUUGGAAUGACCAAAGGAGAUUUGGUGAAGAAUCUAGGAACGAUCGCAAAAUCUGGAACUGCUGAGUUCUUGAGUCAGAUGAAUGAAAAAUCGGAAGUGAAACAAGAUUUGAAUGACAUGAUUGGACAGUUUGGUGUUGGAUUCUACUCCGCAUUUUUGGUCGCCGAUAAAGUUUUCGUGACCACGAAACACAAUGAAGAUCAGCAGUAUAUUUGGGAAUCAGACGCAUCCAGUUUCACGAUUGCUGAAGAUCCUCGAGGUACCACUCUCAAGCGAGGAACAACCAUCAGUUUGCAACUGAAAGAUGAGGCUGCUGAUUUUGUUGAAAUUGACACCCUAAAGAACCUUAUCAGGAAAUAUUCUCAAUUCAUCAACUUCCCAAUCUAUAUUUGGUCUAGCAAGACUGUAACUGAAGAGGUACCUGUAGAUGAAGAAAAAUCAGAGGACUCCAAGGAUGAAACUCCAACUGAGAAAGCAGAGGAAGAUGUGGAAGUCGAAGAAUCCAAAGAUGAAGAACCAAAAACCAAAAAGGUUGAAAAGACCGUAUGGGACUGGGAGCUCCUGAACGACCACAAACCAAUUUGGACAAGAAAGCCAAAUGAAAUUGAAGAUGCUGAGUACAAUGAAUUUUACAAGUCCAUGACCAAGGACAAGAACGACCCUCUGGCAAAAACUCAUUUCGUCGCGGAAGGAGAAGUUACAUUCAAGUCCUUGCUGUUUGUUCCCAAUGCGCAGCCAGCUGACAGUUUUAACAAGUACGGCACUGUCUCAGACAAUAUCAAGUUGUAUGUGCGACGAGUAUUCAUCACUGAUGAGUUUACGGACCUCUUGCCACGCUACCUGAACUUUUUGCGAGGAGUUGUUGAUUCAGAUGAUCUACCCUUGAAUGUUUCGAGAGAGACUCUUCAGCAACACAAGCUCUUGAAGGUCAUCCGAAAGAAGCUGGUCAGGAAAGCCUUGGAUAUGAUCAAGAAAUUGGAUCCUGAAACUUACAAGAAAUUCUACCAGGAGUACUCAACAAAUGUAAAAUUAGGAAUUGUUGAAGACCCAGCCAACAGAGUGAGGCUUGCCAAGUUGCUGCGUUUCUACUCCUCCAACCAGUCUGGGCUCACAUCCCUUGCAGAUUAUGUCACAAGGAUGAAGCCAAAGCAAGAUCACAUCUACUUCAUCGCUGGAACCUCUCGAGAUGAGGUUGAAAAAUCACCUUUCGUUGAAAGGUUGAUUUCCAAGGGGUAUGAAGUGUUGUACCUGAUUGAAGCCAUUGAUGAAUAUGCUGUCUCUUCCCUUCCUGAAUUUGAAGGCAAGAAAUUCCAGAAUGUUGCAAAGGAAGGAUUAACGCUUGACAACCCUGAAAAGCUGAAAGAAGUCUCCGAGCAGUUUGAACCUUUGACCAAAUGGCUGUCAGAGAACGCAUUGAAAGGAAAGAUUUCAAAAGCAGUAUUAUCGGAACGUCUUGUUGACACUCCCUGCGCUCUUGUCGCUGGCAUGUUUGGUUGGACUGGUAACAUGGAGCGAUUGGCACUUUCCAACGCUCACCAGAAGUCAGACGACCCUCAGAGGGAGCACUACAUGAAGCAGAGGAAGACUCUAGAGGUCAAUCACAAGCAUCCUCUUGUUAGAGAGCUAUUGAAGCGUGUCAAAGAUGACCCAGAAGAUGAGAAAGCCAAAGACAUUGCCUUAAUGAUGUUCAGAACCGCCACUCUCAGAUCUGGAUUCAUGCUUCAAGACUCCGCAGAAUUUGCUCAAAGUGUGGAGCUUCUCAUGAGGCAGUCUCUCGGAAUCUCACCUGAUGAAAAAGUUCUUGAGGACGAAGAUGAUGAGGAAACCAAAAAUGAGGAUGGUAGCAAAUCAGAAGAUGGCUCCGAAGAUCAAGAUGAAGCAGAUUCAACAGACGAUCAUGAACACGAAGAACUGUAAGACUGCAUUCAAGUAACUACAAUGCAUUUAGCCAAAACAUUAUUUUUUUAUGGUUUUUUUUUUUUCUUUCUGAUUUCGCCACACCGUCAUUUUUUAAUCUUUAUGUAUAAAGAUCCCGUGUGUUUGUAGAAUGAGCCAGUGGUAUUAUUAUGCACUUUACCUCUUAACUUUGUCUUUAUGAUACUUCAAUUCAGCAGUGUGUUCAAGUACUUGUAAGGAUUUGACUUUUAUCUUGUCCACCGAAGUAAAGUGACUAAAAUCAAGUAGUGAAUGUUGUAUGAAAGAAUGUUUUUCACUACUUUAAAACUGUGCAAUUCCUUUUACUUAUCGAUCUCGUUUACUUUUGUUUGUACUCUAAUUCAACUGCUUUAAUGUACAUGCCAAAAUAUUGGUAUGGAAUUUAUCGGUCAAUCCUUGCAUGAUGCUCCCCAAGAUUUCAAAAUCUAUUCCUAAGAAUAUUUUUGUAUUUUGUUAUUCCUCUUGCACCCUCAUAUGCCUCUGCUGAGUGAAAUUGUCUAUUUUCGUAGAUUUGUCAGAACUUUUCCACCAGGCACUUCUAAUCAUUUGAGGCAAGAUUAGUUUUAAUACGUAUUCGCAGCUUGAAAAUUGCCAGAAUAGUUUGCUUCCGAUAUGAGUCAUGAGUACCGAUCAAUGUCCUUUCACCAGCAAUUUUCCAUUUUAAAAUGCACUUUCACAUUUACAUCUUUGUUUGCUGAAAACAAGAAUUAUUUCUUAUUGUUUUUAAUGCUCAUCAAUAUAAUAAAAAAGACUCUUAAACAAAAGCAGGCUGAUGAAGUAACUCUAAUUUUCUAAUCUAGCUUAAUAAAAGAUUCAAUCUUUAAUAUUGUUUUCAACCGAUUGAUAGGCUACAUCGUGUUUUAAGUGUGUGUUUGUGUACAUAGAUUGUAUAUUUUAUCAUGAUUUAUCUGUAAGAUAUAGCAUUAAGUCAAAUGUGAUUUAUCUGAUAGCUUUUUUGUUAACUCUUGUUCACCAUGUAAUGUCAGCAAGAACUUAAUCUGAUUGAUGAACUCUUAUUUUUUCAAAUCAUAAAAUGUUUGAUUGUAUUAAAAUAUUUCACAUCAAAUUUUUUGAUGAAUUUGCACUCGUAAAAUCACCUUACACUGGCUUUCUACGGAUUUUAUGGAAAUUAAUGAAGUGAAACUAUCGAUUAUAAUAACCCUGAAAGUAAGUCUUGAGCAGAUUCCAUGUAUGUACCUUACAGGGUUAUCAGUUUUAUCUCAGAUCUCGUUCUACUCUAAUUUACUCUUUUGAAAAGGAAAUCUUGUCUUCAAUUUCUAGAAGAAGUGUGUCGUAAAUUCAUUGUACUUUUGUUGAAACUGUUUGUAAAAAUAGCAAAUAGUCUUUUUUUACUAAUAAAACUCAAAAAAGCGAGUA
Bemisia tabaci is the source of this 3888-nucleotide messenger RNA. RefSeq names its product heat shock protein 90 Gp93 (gene Gp93). Gene Ontology annotation, biological process: protein folding. Gene Ontology annotation, molecular function: ATP binding; ATP-dependent protein folding chaperone; ATP hydrolysis activity. The record is from RefSeq and is a predicted model, not a curated record. Lineage: Eukaryota; Metazoa; Arthropoda; Insecta; Hemiptera; Aleyrodidae.